UUGUGUGCGUUCGUCCUCACUCACUGGUCGUGCACCUGUCUUUAUUCCUCCUCAACUUCUGCAGCAAACAUGGCCACAGCUGGUAAGGUGAUCACGUGUAAGGCAGCAGUGGCCUGGGAGCCCAACAAGCCUUUGGUGAUUGAGGACAUAGAGGUCGCUCCGCCACAGGUCGCUGAGAUCCGCAUCAAGAUUGUAGCGACAGCUGUGUGUCACACGGACCUUUACUACCUGUUAGAGAGCAUGCCUAAAGAUGGAUUCCCAGCAGUCCUUGGCCAUGAGGCAGCUGGCCUUGUAGAGAGUGUCGGGCCUGGAGUGACUGAGUUUCAGUCAGGAGACAAGGUGAUUCCUCUGUUCCUCCCGCAGUGCAGACAGUGUCGCUUCUGUAAAAGCCCAAAGACCAACCAGUGUGAACUGGGAGUGGAUGCCGGUCACGGUGACGUGAUGGGACCAGAGGACUCCAGGUUAACAUGUAAGGGAAAGAAGUUGGUGCCGUUUGCUGGAACCAGCACCUUCUCAGAGUUCACUGUGGUCAACCAGAUUUCUGUGGCUAAGAUUGACCAUGCUGCUCCUCUGGACAAAGUCUGUCUCCUCGGCUGCGGCGUCAGCACUGGAUUUGGAGCAGCGGUGAACACUGCUAAGGUGGAACCAGGCUCCACAUGUGCUGUGUUUGGCCUGGGAGCCAUAGGUUUGGCUGCAGUCAUGGGCUGCAAGUUUGCCGGAGCCAAGAAGAUUUUUGCUGUUGACAUCAAUCCAGACAAGUUUAAGAAAGCCAAGGACUUUGGUGCAACGCACUUCCUGAACCCCAAGGAUUAUGAUAAACCUAUCAGUGCAGUGCUGGCUGAGCUGACCGCUGGAGGAGUGGACUAUGCUCUGGAAUGUGUCGGCAAUGUUGGAGUGAUGCGCAGUGCUCUGGAAUCAUGCGUGAAAGGCUGGGGCGUCUGUGUGCUGGUCGGCUGGACGAACAUGCACGACAUCACUACCCGACCCAUUCAGCUCAUAGCUGGACGCACAUGGAAAGGCUCCUUCUUUGGGGGGUUUAAGGGUCGUGAUGGCGUGCCUGACAUGGUCAAAGCCUACCUGGACAAGAAGGUGAAGCUGGAUGAGUUUAUUACUCACAACAUGACCUUGGCCCAGAUCAACGAUGCCAUUGAACUGAUGAAACAGGGCAAAUGCAUCCGGACCGUCAUGAGUGUUUGUCCACAAUGAGACUGUGAUGAUGUUUUCAGUGAAGCCAACAUCUGAAAACAAUCUGCAUGAUUUCAUGUGUUUCCAUUUGUUUCACGGUGGUUUGGAUGAAGCACAUUACAGCUUUGUUACAAAGGGUUUAUGUAGCUUGUGAAUCAAAUGGUUAAUGAGCAGUAGCUUUGUUGUACUCACUCUCACAUAUCAUAAAGACCUUCAAUCAUCAGGACCUUCAACUCUAUAAUGUGCACGUUGAGCAUUCAUGUCACCAAACAUUUCACAUGUCAAUGGAAUAAAAUAAAUAGUCUUCUGCACCAUGUCA
Solea senegalensis (Senegalese sole) is the source of this 1504-nucleotide messenger RNA. Its product is annotated as alcohol dehydrogenase 1-like. NCBI's taxonomy places the organism in Eukaryota, Metazoa, Chordata, Actinopteri, Pleuronectiformes, Soleidae. The transcript has 9 exons. Gene Ontology annotation, biological process: formaldehyde catabolic process. The coding region runs from base 70 to 1206 and encodes 378 amino acids. Gene Ontology annotation, cellular component: cytosol. Gene Ontology annotation, molecular function: S-(hydroxymethyl)glutathione dehydrogenase [NAD(P)+] activity; zinc ion binding. The record is from RefSeq and is a predicted model, not a curated record.